Molecule: messenger RNA, 993 nt
Organism: Trichobilharzia regenti
Lineage: Eukaryota; Metazoa; Platyhelminthes; Trematoda; Strigeidida; Schistosomatidae
Source: the annotation of a GenBank genome assembly
AUGAUGAAUUGUCGACAUUCCUUUAAAAUUCGUUGUGCACACUGGUUAUUAGCUCGAAUCAGUUUAUUCCAAUCAAUAUGCUUAUUGUUAUGGUUAGGCGAACGUGCUUAUCAUGAAAUAGAACCACCUAUACACCCAUGGGCAGUAUACACAUAUAUUGGCAUAGGUCUCGUAGCAUCAACUGGCAUUACAAGUCGUUUUUUCACGCGUUUAUCAUUGGCUAGUAUCCUACUCAGUCAAAUCUACAUAGCCUAUAUAUUUGGUGUCGAAAAGCGUUUAGGCUAUUCAAAGUGUUUACGUGCUCGUGUUGGCUUAAGAUGUCUUACUACUAUUGGAAUUUACUUUCGUUUAUUAGGCGUAAAUAGCAUGUGUGAUGGCAAUGCCAAUACUACUGAUAAUACUACUAACAAUCAUUCUAGUAGUAGUAGUAGUUUGUUAACUUCUCAACUUCAGUCGAAACCGUAUAAAUUGUUCCAGUUGGAUGAAGAUAUCCAGCUGACCGAAAUUAAUUCCACAUGGCCAUUAUUAUUAUUAGCAGAUAGUUAUGGUUGUUUGAAGGCAUUAAGUCUUAUUCUUGGUUUAUGUAUGUUAACGGUUGGAUUCAUAUAUUCUAUUCCUGUGAUUAUACACGAUCAACUCGUCAUACUCAAUAAUAAUAAUAAUAAUAAUCCUAAUCAUAAAACAUUUUCAUAUAACAGUUAUUUAUUUCGUCUGGCUGAUUAUCUAGUUGUCGUUUGUUUUUUAAUACUUUCAUUACUUCGUGAUUGUAAUUUCAGUUAUUGGCGCGUUAAAGGUUGUGAAUUUUGGUUAGAAAUACGUGUCCUGUUAGAGAAUGUCACUGUCCUACUAGGUAUUUUUGUUAUUGCACAUUUGACUACUACUAUUAAUCAAAUCAGUAGUAAGAAAAGUGGAAAUAAAUUGUCAAAAACUGUAAGAAAGAAUUGUAAGUCGACAAUUAGAAAUGAUGAAAAAACAAAUGUAAAGAAGGAUUGA